Molecule: messenger RNA, 5928 nt
Organism: Brenthis ino (lesser marbled fritillary)
Lineage: Eukaryota; Metazoa; Arthropoda; Insecta; Lepidoptera; Nymphalidae
Source: the annotation of a GenBank genome assembly
AUGGUGGACAUGGAUAGAAACGAUCCGGAGCUCCGGUACCUGUCGGUCGAUCGGAACAGUUUCAAUGACCCGGCGACACAGGCGGAGUGGACGCAAAAAAGGCUGGUGUGGGUUCCACAUGAGACCCAGGGUUUUGUCGCAGCAGGGAUUAAGGGUGAACGUGGAGAUGAAGUGGAAGUGGAGAUCGCAGAGUCCGGAAAGCGGAUGCUCGUUCCUAUCGAUGAUAUCCAAAAGAUGAACCCUCCAAAGUUCGAUAAAGUAGAAGAUAUGGCUGAGCUGACUUGCCUGAAUGAAGCCUCCGUCCUGCACAACAUCAAAGACAGAUAUUACUCUGGACUCAUUUAUACAUAUUCGGGGCUCUUCUGCGUGGUGGUGAACCCGUACAAGAAGCUCCCGAUCUACACGGAGAAGAUCAUGGAAAGAUACAAAGGCAUCAAGCGACACGAAGUACCACCGCAUGUAUUCGCUAUCACGGACACGGCGUACCGCUCUAUGUUACAAGACCGUGAGGAUCAAUCAAUUUUGUGUACGGGAGAGUCCGGCGCUGGUAAAACGGAGAAUACGAAGAAAGUUAUACAAUAUUUAGCGUACGUCGCAGCAUCUAAACCUAAAGGCUCUGGCGCGGGACCUUCACCGCAACUGAUAAUAACUAAUGGACCGACUUUUGAGGGUGAACUAGAACAACAGUUGCUUCAAGCCAAUCCGAUCUUAGAAGCCUUCGGUAACGCUAAGACAGUCAAAAACGACAACUCUUCUCGAUUUGGUAAAUUCAUAAGAAUUAACUUCGACGCAUCUGGAUUCAUAGCAGGCGCGAAUAUCGAAACGUACUUACUAGAAAAAUCUAGAGCGAUUAGACAAGCGAAGGAUGAGAGGACCUUCCACAUCUUCUACCAACUGCUGUCUGGAGCCACAACACAGCAGAAAGCAGAAUAUAUCCUCGAAGACCCAAAGAGUUAUCCAUUCCUCACAAACGCUGCACUUCCGGUGCCAGGGAUUGAUGAUGCAGCCGAAUUCCAGGCUACCAUCAAGUCCAUGAAUAUCAUGGGCAUGAAUAAUGAGGAUUUCAAUUCGAUAUUUAGAAUAGUGUCGGCUGUCCUACUGUUCGGUUCGAUGCAAUUCAAGCAGGAGAGGAACUCGGACCAGGCCACAUUGCCUGAUAAUACAGUCGCUCAGAAAAUUGCUCAUUUGCUUGGUCUUUCUGUAACAGAAAUGACUAAAGCUUUCCUGAAACCAAGAAUAAAGGUCGGCCGCGAUUUCGUCACUAAAGCACAAACUAAAGAACAAGUGGAGUUCUCAGUAGAAGCCAUUGGUAAGGCGUGCUACGAACGACUGUUCAGAUGGUUGGUGAACAGAAUUAACAGAUCUUUGGACAGAACAAAGAGACAAGGAGCGUCAUUCAUCGGUAUCCUCGAUAUGGCCGGUUUUGAAAUCUUCGAACUCAACUCCUUUGAACAGCUCUGCAUCAAUUACACAAACGAGAAGCUUCAGCAACUUUUCAAUCACACUAUGUUCAUCCUUGAACAAGAAGAGUACCAGAGAGAAGGUAUCGAGUGGAAAUUCAUCGAUUUCGGUUUAGACUUGCAACCGACUAUCGAUUUGAUCGAUAAACCUAUGGGUAUCAUGGCUCUAUUGGACGAAGAAUGUUGGUUCCCUAAAGCCACUGACAAAACUUUCGUAGAGAAGCUCGUACAGUCUCACUCGGUACAUCCUAAGUUCAUGAAGACUGAUUUCCGUGGUAUUGCCGACUUUGCAAUAAUACAUUACGCUGGUAAAGUCGAUUAUUCUGCAGCACAAUGGCUGAUGAAGAACAUGGAUCCCCUCAACGAGAACGUUGUGUCGUGUCUCCAAUCAUCACAAGAUCCGUUCGUGUGUCAUAUUUGGAAAGACGCCGAAAUAGUGGGCAUGGCCCAGCAGGCCUUGACUGAUACACAGUUCGGAGCAAGGACCAGAAAGGGCAUGUUCAGAACAGUCUCCCAAUUAUACAAGGAACAGUUGACCAAACUCAUGGCGACCUUGAGGAACACCAAUCCCAACUUCGUCAGGUGUAUCAUACCCAAUCACGAGAAGAAGGCCGGAAAGAUUGAAGCGCCGUUGGUAUUGGACCAGCUCAGGUGUAAUGGUGUGCUCGAGGGUAUCAGAAUCUGUCGCCAGGGCUUCCCCAACAGGAUUCCCUUCCAGGAAUUCAGGCAACGUUAUGAGCUUCUCACACCAAAUAUCAUUCCUAAAGGCUUCAUGGAUGGUAAAAAAGCGUGCGAGCAAAUGAUUGAAGCCCUGGAACUUGACAACAACUUGUAUCGUGUUGGGCAGUCGAAGAUCUUCUUCAGGGCUGGUGUUCUGGCGCAUCUUGAAGAGGAGCGGGAUUACAAGAUCACAGACUUGAUCGUGAACUUCCAAGCCUUCUGCCGCGGGUACCUGGCGAGGAGGAACUAUCAGAAGAGGUUGCAGCAGUUGAAUGCAAUACGGAUUAUCCAAAGGAACUGUGCUGCGUAUCUCAAGCUUAGGAAUUGGCAAUGGUGGAGGUUGUAUAUAAAGGUGAAACCUCUAUUAGAAGUGACGAAGCAAGAAGAGAAGCUGACGCAGAAGGAAGACGAGCUUCGUCAGAUACGAGAGAGAUUGGACACACAGAUGAAGAGAUGCCAAGAGUACGAGGCCAAAUACCAACAGGCUAGCGCAGAGAAGACCCAGCUUGCGGAACAAUUACAGGCGGAACUGGAGCUUUGCGCUGAAGCAGAAGAAAGCCGCGCCCGCGCAGCCGCCAGGAAGCAGGAACUGGAGGAACUGCUCCAUGACCUCGAGGGUCGUAUCGAGGAGGAGGAGGAGCGCUGUAACGCGCUGCAGCAGGAGAAGAAGAGGCUGCAGCUCAAUAUACAGGACUUGGAAGAGCAAUUAGAGGAAGAAGAAGCCGCUCGUCAAAAGCUACAACUCGAACGCGUGCAAUGUGACUCCAAAUUAAAGAAAUUGGAAGAAGAUCUCGCUCUAAGUGAAGAUACGAAUCAGAAGCUUCUUAAGGAGAAAAAGAUAUUAGAAGAGCGUGCGAAUGAUCUGUCUCAAGGCUUGGCAGAGGAAGAGGAGAAAGCCAAGCACUUGAGCAAAUUGAAGGCGAAACAAGAGUCCGCUAUCGCUGAGCUAGAAGAGAAGUUACUCAAGGAUCACCAACUGCGACAAGAGGCGGACCGCGCCAAGAGGAAGCUGGAGACGGAGCUGCAGGAUGUGAAGGAGCAGCUCUCCGAGAGGAAGACCCAGGUGGACGAGAUGCAGAUUGUUUUGAGCAAGCGCGAGGAGGAGCUGGCGAUGGCGAUGCAGCGCGUGGACGAGGAGGCGGCGGGGCGCGCGGCGGCGCAGAAGGCGGCGCGCGAGGCGGAGGCGGCGCUGGCGGAGGCGCACGAGGACCUGGAGGUGGAGCGCGCCGCGCGCACCAAGGCCGAGAAGCUGCGCCGCGACCUCAACGAGGAGCUCGAGGCGCUCAAGAGCGAGCUGCUCGACUCGCUCGACACCACUGCUGCUCAACAAGAGCUUCGGUCCAAGCGUGAGCAAGAAGUAGCAGUUCUGAAGCGCAGUCUGGAGGAGGAGGCGUCUUCCCACGAGUCGGCGCUGGCGGACCAGCGGCACAAACACUCCCAGGAGCUGCAACUCCUCAACGAGCAGCAUGAUCAGCUCAAGAAGGCUAAAGCUGUUCUGGAGAAAGCCAAGCAGUCGCUGGAGGCCGAGAACGCGGACCUGGCGACGGAGCUGAAGGCGGCGGCGGCGGCGCGCGCGGACGGCGAGCGCCGCCGCAAGCAGGCCGAGGCGCAGCUGCAGGACCUCGCCGCCAAGCUGCAGGACGUGGAGCGCGCCAGGUCGGAGCUGGCGGACAAGUGCAUCCGGCUGCAGAGCGAGGCGGAGCAGGCGCUGCAGCAGCUGGAGGCGGCCGAGCUGAAGGCGUCCGCCGCCGCCAAGCAGGCCGCCACCGCGGGCGCGCAGCACGCCGAAGUACAGGCGCUGCUGGAGGAGGAGACGAAGCAGAAGCUGUCGCUGCAGACGCGGCUGCGCGGCGUGGAGCAGCAGCUGGAGCAGGCGCGCGACCAGCUCGACGAGGAGGAGGAGGCCAAGAAGAACCUCGACAAGCAGGUGGCAGUGCUAACACAGCAACUGGCGGACGCGAAGAAGAAGGCAGAAGAAGAAGCAGAAGCGGCAGCAGCACUAGAAGAACAGAGGAAGAAGCUCAGCAAGGACAUCGAGGCGCUGCACUGUCAGCUGGAUGAGCUCAAGCAGGCUAACGACAAGUUGGAUAAGAGCAAGAAGAAGAUUCAAGAAGAAUUGGAAGAUACUAACAUCGAGUUGAGUGCCCAGCGCGCUAAGGUGCAGGAGCUAGAGAAGAAGCAGAAGAACUUUGAUAAGGUGGUGCAGGAGGAGCGCGCGGUGGCGGAGCGCAACGCGGCGGAGCGCGACGCGGCCGAGCGCGACGCGCGCGACAAGGAGACGCGCGUGCUGUCGCUCACGCGUGACCUCGACCUCGCCGCGGAGAAGAUCGAAGAGCUGGAACGUUCCAAGCGUCUGCUCCAGUCUGAACUGGACGAGCUGGCCAACACCCAGGGUACGGCGGACAAGAAUGUACACGAAUUGGAGAAGGCGAAACGUGCGUUGGAAUCCCAACUAGCUGAACUGAAGGCCCAAAAUGAAGAGAUUGAAGAUGAUCUUCAGUUGACAGAAGAUGCUAAACUCCGUUUGGAAGUCAACAUGCAGGCUAUGAGGGCUCAGUUUGAGAGAGAUUUGCAGGCCAAAGAGGAAGCUGGUGAAGAGAAACGCCGUGGUAUAGUGAAGCAGCUGCGCGAGCUGGAGGGCGAGCUGGAGGAGGAGCGCAAGCAGCGCGCCGCCGCCGCCGCCACGCGCAAGAAGCUGGAGGCCGACCUGAAGGAUGCUGAACAGGCGUUGCACUUGGCUAACAAGGUUAAAGAAGACGCAGUGAAACAAGCAAAGAAACUGACGGCGCAACUCAAAGAGGCGGUGCGAGAGGCGGAAGAGGCGCGCAGCGGCCGCGAGGAGGCGGCGGCGCUCGCGCGGGAGGCCGAGAGGCGGGUCAAGGCGCUGGAGGCGGAGGCCAUGCAGCACGCUGAGGAGCUGGCGGCCGCGGAGAGGGCCCGCAGGCACGCGGAGGCCGAGAGGGACGACCGGGACGAUGAGCUCACCGCUACCGGUGCUAAGGUCACGUUGCUAGUGGACGAGAAAAAACGCCUGGAGGCGAGAAUAGCGGCCCUCGAGGAGGAUCUCGACGAGGAGCAGUCCAACAACGAAAUACUCAACGACAGGCUCAGAAAGUCGCAGAACCAAAUCGACCAGCUCACGAUGGAGCUGGGCACGGAGAAGUCGGCCACGCAGAAGCUGGAGAGCGGCAAGCUGGUGCUCGAGAGGCAGAACAAGGAGUUGAAGGCUAAGCUCGCAGAGUUGGAGACUGCCGGACGCGCUAAGACGAAGGGCGUCAUAACAUCGCUGGAGCUCAAAGUGUCCAACCUAGAGGAGCAGCUGGAGGCGGAGUCCCGCGAGCGCCUCGCGCAGCAGAAGGCGUCCCGCAAGCUGGACAAGAAGAUGAAGGAGCUGGCCCUCCAGCUGGAUGAGGAGCGUCGUCAUGCUGACCAGUAUAAGGAGCAGAUUGAGAAGAUGAACGCUCGCGUGAAAGCCCUGAAGCGCGCGGUGGACGAGGCGGAGGAGGAGGUGCAGCGCGAGAAGGUCGGCAAGCGCAAGGCGCAGCGCGAGCUGGAGGACCUGCUGGAGACGCACGAGACCCUCGCCAGGGAGUGCUCCAACCUGAGGAACAAGCUCAGGCGGCAAGGCGGUCCCAUCGGCCUCUCAGGCGCCACUUCGUCUCGCAAGCGCUCCUCGCUCGCGCCCGGCGGCGGCGCAUCCGGUGACGAAUCCUUCGACGACGGCACCGACGCUGCUAACUCGCUUGAG